CUGAUGUCCUGCAGCUCUUCUGGACAAACCCCACAUAGAGGGUCCAUCACAGAGAGGGCCCAUUGCCCACAGGCGCGCACAGAGCUCCCUUUCUUUAAGAAAAGGCAAAGGGGAAUUCCUUAUGUUGGAUGCAGCAGUGAUGAGAAGCCUUUUCAUCCGGCUUUUUUUCAGUCUCCACUGGCUGAGUUAAUUACAGGGCCCGGGGCUGCACUUUGAGCUCACUGCGCUCAUGCAGGCUCUUGAGAAAAAGCCGCGUGUCUGAUUCUCACGACACAGAUAGAAACCACACACAAAUACACGCAGAACGCGCGCACGCACGCACUCUCGCGCCUGUACGAGCAAGCGGAACCAGUCAUCCAGCUGCUCGGCGACAUUCCUGUCUGUCUGUCAACAACUUCAGCACACAGACACCAGCAGCAGCAGCGAACGACACCGUGGGCGACGUGAGCUGGUUUUAAGGCAUUUCCCCCGUCAGACCAGCGGGUCCUCUGCGAGGAUGUGGAACCUGCUUCGUCCUGACAGACCUCGCUCAAACUUUUGUUGCUAGACACAGCGCGGAGAGGAGGGGAGUUGGGCGCACGACCCGCCGCAGCCUGUGUGUCCGUCACCAGAGGCUAUGAUGGGCAGACUUUGAUUUGAUCCACUACGGCACAGAAACACCAUGGCUGUGGACGCGGCAUCCAGUUUCAGUUUCUGCAGGCCAGCUGUGGAGUACAGGGCUCUGCCUGAGGACUUCAAGCACCAGUUGAGUAGACGGACAGGUGGGAAUCUAACCUGGCAUGACGGGCGAGGACAGAAAACAGCGGGAGGCAGGACAGUGAAGCUGCUGCAGCAGCCGGGCACAGAGUCCCUGCAGUACCGUUCAAGCGACAGCUAUGGGAUAUAUCACACCAGCCCGACACAGCCCAGCCUGAUCCGCCCCGUCGUGCUCUGGUCACAACAAGAUGUUUGUAAAUGGCUGAAGAAACACUGUCCACACAACUACCUGACCUACGUGGAGGCGUUCUCCCACCACGCCAUCACAGGCCGUGCACUGCUGCGUCUCAAUGGGGAGAAGCUGGAGAGGAUGGGAUUAGUGCAAGAGACACUUCGACAGGAGCUGCUGCAACAGGUGCUGCAGCUUCAGGUGCAGGAGGAGGGACGCAACCUGCAGCUGCUCAGCAGAGGUGAGGGUUCCUUUGGAAAGGUGUCAUAGCCAGAUUGCUGAAAGAAGCCUGUGGACGCUGUGGAAUCAUGGAAUAUAUGAUAAAAAAAAACCUCAAAUAUGUGAAUCAGAUCUGUGGAAAAAAAAAAAGAAUUCCAAUGAAGAGUGAUAUCAUGAAUUGUGAUAUUAAACAAAAGUUGGCAGCUUUUCAUUCCCCAUCUGCACGAUGAACAGACACAAUCUUCAUGGACUGACUAUGAACUGUGAUGAAAAAGCACCAUGACAAUCUGUUUUGUCAUUUUCUUGCUCUGUUGUGUGAUCGAUUACAAUAACUAUUCCUCUGUUACUGCCUCUGCCUUGUUCUCUCUGUCUCUCUCUCUGAAACUUUUUUAAAUGUCAGAAAAAAAAGAACUGAGAAAUGAAUAAAAACAUCAUUGCCUUUA
Seriola aureovittata is the source of this 1587-nucleotide messenger RNA. RefSeq names its product sterile alpha motif domain containing 10a (gene samd10a). The record is from RefSeq and is a predicted model, not a curated record. Gene Ontology annotation, cellular component: cytoplasmic side of plasma membrane. The coding region runs from base 662 to 1195 and encodes 177 amino acids. Gene Ontology annotation, molecular function: protein binding. The transcript has 5 exons. Gene Ontology annotation, biological process: cell surface receptor protein tyrosine kinase signaling pathway. NCBI's taxonomy places the organism in Eukaryota, Metazoa, Chordata, Actinopteri, Carangiformes, Carangidae.